Messenger RNA from Desarmillaria tabescens, 1397 nucleotides. RefSeq names its product NADP-dependent oxidoreductase domain-containing protein. Gene Ontology annotation, molecular function: aldose reductase (NADPH) activity. The coding region runs from base 378 to 1271 and encodes 297 amino acids. The transcript has 9 exons. The record is from RefSeq and is a predicted model, not a curated record. Gene Ontology annotation, cellular component: cytosol. NCBI's taxonomy places the organism in Eukaryota, Fungi, Basidiomycota, Agaricomycetes, Agaricales, Physalacriaceae.
CACGUGGGGCAUGUUACCUUCUUACCACCACAAUCCCAGGGACCUUUGCAUCCUUCUUCUGCUUGAUAUGUACCUCCCGACUCUCAAGAAAUUCAUUGGGACGAUUCUUGACGAACAAUAAUCGGUCAACGCCCCAGGGCUACGAAAAUUAGUGGCCGACCAUUGAUCACGCUAUCUGCGUUUCACUCUGAAGAAGGAAAGGGGAUCCACUGUAUCGUGUAUUGGGAGAAGAAACUUUCAAAGUUAUAUUGGGCAGGAGGACGCGUCAAGGUCAAACGAGAGAGUCAAGCAAGGCUACCGUUUCUUUGCCUCGUUCUCUCCAAGUCUCUACCUCCUCCUCCUGUAGCCUGACCAGCCCGUCGUGUCAGACGCGUCCCAUGAACCGUAACUUGACUUUACGAAACCUCGACCCGGGCUUUCACGCUGAAAGGAUGGCGUUUCCUGCGAAAAUUAUCUACGGGACGGCUUGGAAGAUGGAGAGAACCACUGACCUAGUCGUCUCGGCUGUUCUGAACGGGUUCAAAGCCAUUGAUACAGCGUGCCAACCCAAGCAUUAUCGGGAGGAUCUUGUUGGCAAUGCACUGCAAGUGCUGAAAGAAGUACAUGGAAUCGAACGCGAUCAGCUUUUCAUCCAAACAAAAUUCACAUCUAUUGAUGGCCAAGACCGUUCUAAGCCACUCCCGUAUAAUCCCGCUGCCACCAUUCCGGAGCAGGUCAGGACCUCUUUUGAGAAAUCCUUGGCCAACCUGCGUACGGCCUACGUUGACAGCUACUUAUUGCACUCGCCGCUCCGAACAGUACGACAAACGUUGGAGGCUUGGAAGGUGCUGAUCAAACUUCAGGACGAAGGCAAAGUACGCAUGAUUGGUGUUAGCAACACUUAUGACGUUGGGAUACUUAGAACUCUGGGACAAGAGAGACAAGUCCAGGUGGUACAAAAUAGGUGGUACGAAGGAAAUGCAUGGGAUCAAGAUGUGGUGCGGUAUUGUAAGACGAACGGGGUGAUGUAUCAAUCAUUCUGGACGCUGACGGGUUCACCUUCUCUCUUGUCGCACCCGUCCAUUCUGGCUCUUUCUGCAGCCUCAGCUAUGACACCUGCGCAGGUCCUAUAUGGUAUAGUGCAGAAGGGUGGUAUUUUGCCGCUUUCUGGUACCACAAGUGAGAUACAUAUGAAGGAAGACGUAGCGGUGGAGAGCUCGGACCUUGUUAGUGAUGACAAGCUCCGAAGUCACGUCGACGUUAUCAAGCGAUUGGUGGGGCUGGAGUUGUGAAUGAUAGCCGGCAGUUGUAAGAUCAGUGAAUGCGAGGGAAGAUAACAUCUACUUUAAGUUUCUGUCAUUAGGCAGUUUUCAUUCCAAUUGUUUCCACCUUGUUACGGUCCUACGAUCCCUUUUGCA